AUGGUGUCAUUUAGUAGUGCUUUCUUCAUGGCGUAUUACCAUGGUACAAUGUGGGUUCCUAUCUUCAUAACUUCACUUGCGAUUUUACCAAUAACCGUGUUUGUAUUUCUGCAGUAUCCUCUCUGGUAUGACAUAUUGUAUUCCACCUACAUUUGUGGUUCUCUGUAUAGACCAAAGCAAAUUAUACGCCAAUAUGUAAGAACUGUUCAGAGUGAGUUCUCUGCUUCACGUCAAAGGACUUUAGAUAGAGCUUAUGAUGAUCUCAGAUAUGUAAGUUCCAACCUUGGAGUGAACGAUGAUAAUAUGGCCAACCAAGCAUUAGCUUUCUAUAGAAUAGCACUUGAAAGGAGUUUCACCAGGGGACGAAGAUCAGAGCAUGUACAGGCUGCUUGUCUAUAUAUUGCAUUCCGGUAA
This is a messenger RNA of Cajanus cajan (pigeon pea), 414 nucleotides long. The record is from RefSeq and is a predicted model, not a curated record. NCBI's taxonomy places the organism in Eukaryota, Viridiplantae, Streptophyta, Magnoliopsida, Fabales, Fabaceae.